AUGCUGCGCACCUUCACCAACGCAGCCCUCGAGCACUCACGGAGUCUCGAUUUGGACAGCGACAGCGAAACCGAGCACACCGACGAUGAGCAUUCGCGGCCCCUCAGCUUCUGUCGGAGGAUUGGCAUCUGCAUCGGAUACCUUCUGCCAACAUGGGGGCAUCUUAGCUUGGCGAAUGUGGGUCGCUCGUGGGCGGCCGGCGCUCUUGCGCUGUGGCACUGCUUUUUGAUCUUGGCGGCUUCUUGCUUAAUCUUCUGCAACUGUGCCUCCGUCGUUCUCCGGAGCUAUAUCAUCUGGUACACAAAGUUGGACACCGCCACCGCCACGUCUCCGGAAGGGCGCUUCCACUUGAUGACGCUCUUCUAUGGCGCUUUCUUUAGGUCGUAUAUCAUGCAAAGCGCGACAACGGACGUCCUUCGAUUCGCCUUUAUUCUUUGCAAAGAUGCAUGGCGGCCGGACGUCUUCGAGGCCUACCGUCGUCUACUAGUUGGGGACGCCUGGGGCGAGCUAGAGGCGGGGGAGUUCUACAUCUGCUCCUGGUCAAGGCUCACGAAGCACCAAACCUGGCUGGACAUCUUUUUCCAGAUGCUUCUGCAUGUCUCCCUCGACCUGAUACCCUUGAUCUACUUCGUCCGCGCUCAGCGAAGUGGCACCCAUUCUGAGUGGACAUACUGGGCAGAGGUCUGCCUCCUGACCGGAAUUAUCCACGUCUUCGUCUUCUACUUCUUGUGGUGGAUGGGCGAAGUUUCGCUGAAGGUCAAGUACUUCUGCCGCGCUUGGCGGCAAGCCAGGGCCUUCACUGGAUUGCGGCACGGCCGCUCGAGCGCCAUGCACAUGACCCACAGCAUAUGGGUCCUGCACGACGAAACCCAGUUUGACAGCCAAGAGCAGGAGCACAGAAGUAUUUGUGUCACCACGUGCACUCUCUUCCAUUGGGGAGAAUAUCUUUUUCCGAUGAUGAUUUGCAUUUUUGCUUUUGUCUUUGGCCUGAUGGAUGGCCGAACCACGUUGGCGAUGAUAGGUGGAUGCUCAGCGCUGAUGAGCUGGAUAGUGAUGGUAGUCUCCAGUUUCGCUGACCGGAUCCAGCCUCUCAAUCCGCCACGGUGGUUCGCUAAUGCCUUCAACCAUCCAGAUAUUCUUCAGCGAUGGGGUGAGAAGUGGUGCAGGCUCAACCACAGCGCGCAGAAGCGGCAGCGCCAUCCCUUCGCCAUCACCUUGAUAGUGGUGGGGGCAGUUUUCGGAGCGGCCCGCUUGAAGUGGCUCACUCUUUCCUGCCUGGCGAUUUUAUUUCUUCUGUUCCUGCGCCUGCUGUCCAUGUACUUCGAGGGAGCCUGGGGCUGGGCAACAGCCUUCCUAGAAGCGAUCUUCGAAGGCGUAAUUCUUCAGUGGCUUGUAAUUCAGACAGCCGAUCGUCCACUUCUCGACUCUUUUCUGAUUCUGCUUCUGUGUGCAAUGCGGCAGUUUGGCUUUCAGCGAGAAGUUCGGGCCGGAGAUCGUAUUCGUGUCGUUUCCUUCAUGGCCCUGGGUGUAAACCAUUUGGUGAUCAUUUUCAUCGUCUGCUGGGCCUUCGUAACUUUGUUCCAGUCCGAUGAGUGGAGCUCGUUCUGUCCGAACAUUCCAGACUGCAAAUACCAGACCAUCCCUCCUCGCCCUGGACUGGAGUCUUACACGCCUCUGUGUAACAUGGAGUUCCCAACGAAAGUGGGCAAAUAUUUGAAGUUUGCUGACUUCGGUCUCUUUGCUUCCCUGACCUACGAGCCUCGCUCUCGUGUUGAGGCGGCCCUCCACCACUAUUUCCCCAAGUGGCAUCUGGACGAGGUUUUCUGGCGGAUUGAGCGUACGAGGCCCCAUGGGGACUGGUCCCGCUUCCUCAUGUUUACAUCCGAGGACAAUGGAACAACGGUCAUCGCAGUCCGAGGGACCCUGGAUGCUGUUGACGUCCUACAAGACUUCUCGCUGUGGAUGCUCCCAGCAAUUCUCCAGACGAUUGGCCUGGUCGGCCCAGACAUUGGGGCAGACUGUUGGGGAGUCGCCAUGGCCAGGCAUUCCAAUGAGUUUCCGCUGUGCUCUGUCAACCUGCAGAGAACGUACGCCUCGCUCUUGCAAGUUGUUACGGACAUGCUGGCCACGUACCCAAAUAGGACCUUUUACCUCACGGGACACUCCCUUGGCGGCGGGGUCGCGAAGCUGGUGGACCUGGAGCUCACUGUGAGACGCCUGGCUAAGCGUCCGACGACCAUCGCAUUCUCUGCUCCAGGUCUGCUGCUGGCAUCGCAAGUGCUCUAUUCCGGCCAUGUCAGCUCGCUGCAAGAGUUUGGCAGCGCGCUCUCCAGCAUCUCAAUCAAGCCAAGUGGCGACAUCGUUUCGUCGGUGGACAUUGAGCUGGGCAGCCGGAUAGCAGCCCCUUGCACUGGCUUCGCAUUGCAGUGCCACAGCAUCUACAGCACACUAUGGCACAUUUUCAGCCUGUGCGGCUCUGCUGCCACGUCAGAGAAUGUUUCGAUACCCUGCAGCUGGCCCACCUUCGACUUCAGUUCCCGAAUGGAAUGGGAAAGGACCAUCGAGACUUAUGUGACCAAGCGGAGCGAGUCAAUCUGUGGCAGAAGCGACUAUUGA
Molecule: messenger RNA, 2616 nt
Organism: Symbiodinium natans
Lineage: Eukaryota; Dinophyceae; Suessiales; Symbiodiniaceae
Source: the annotation of a GenBank genome assembly